Messenger RNA from Stegostoma tigrinum, 3217 nucleotides. Its product is annotated as protein sel-1 homolog 1-like. Gene Ontology annotation, cellular component: endoplasmic reticulum membrane. Gene Ontology annotation, molecular function: protein binding. Gene Ontology annotation, biological process: ERAD pathway. The record is from RefSeq and is a predicted model, not a curated record. The transcript has 20 exons. NCBI's taxonomy places the organism in Eukaryota, Metazoa, Chordata, Chondrichthyes, Orectolobiformes, Stegostomatidae. Bases 385 to 2394 code for a protein of 669 amino acids.
UUUCUUGCUGGCACGGCGAUUGAUCCUCGUGCGGGCUGCAGUUGGAGCGGGAGAGAGACAGAGCGAAUGCAAUCGGUCGUUAUGUUUCAUCGCUGUAUAAGUCUAUACUUAAUGUGGCGUUUGAAACAGACGGAACUAUUGAGAGACAGCGCGCACGCCAAGGACGGGGCAUGGGUGUCAGCUGGACGGGCAGAGCUCUGUUUUGGGUGUCCAUAAAUGAGGUUCCGGGUCAGGGGUCGGGGAUCCGGCUUGGCCUUCCCAUUGGCGAAGGUCGGCGCGACGGUCGCCUGGUGACGGUCGCCUAGCGACGGGAAGUGGGGCAAGGGGAGUUAGUUUUGAAAGGAUGCUCAGGCGUUGGUGCAGAAUCCUAGUCGCAGGCUCGGGAUGGACGUGGCGCUGCACAGGCCCUGCUCCAGCUUACUGAUAGUACUGCUGCUCCUCAUCCUACCAGGCUUGGGAAACAUAGACAGCAGCACUACCAAGAAAAAAAACAGUCAUGCCAAAAGGGACAUGGACGAUGAAAAUGGUGAAAUACAACUGGAGGAGAUAUUAAAAAUAAAUCAUGUUCUCAGUGAGUCAGAAGAAGCCAUCAGGUCAGCAACAGCUCAGAAUGGGCAGACUUCAUCCAAUGUAAAGGAAAAUGAGGAAACUGACAAAAAAUUGCAAGAGACAAAUAAUGAUUCUAAUUGGAAUUCACAAGCUCAGCAAGAAACAGUGAAAAGCAGGCAAGAACAGGAAAUGGAAGAAUUCUACCAGAAUGGUACCAAAAUCCUGAAACGGUCUAGAGAUAAGAGACUGAGGAAGGAUAGAGGUUAUAAACUACUGGUGAAAGCAGCUGAUUUUGGAAGCAGUAAAGCCAUGGAGCGAAUAGCCUAUGCCUUAUUAUUUGGUGACCAACUGCCCCAGAAUGUCACAGCAGCUAAAGAUCUCUUUGAAGCCCUGGCAGAAAAUGGCUCUCAUAAGGCACAAACUGCAUUAGGAUUCAUGCAUGCCACUGGUAUUGGUGUGGGCUUUAACCAACCUAAGGCACUGGUGUAUUAUACAUUUGCUGCAUUGGGUGGAAACUUUGUAGCACAUAUGAUUUUGGGCUACAGGUACCUUAAUGGUAUUAAUCUGCCACAGCAUUGUGAAGCAGCUCUCGUACAUUACAGAACAGCAGCAAAAUAUGUGGCAGAUAAUGUUGCUCUUUUUGGAGAAAUUCUGACUGAAAAGGUUCGACUGACAGAAAGGGCUGAGAAUCUUAGCUCCAACGGUGAAAUAAUGGAUUUAGAUUUGUACCAGUACUAUCAGUUCAUAGCAGAAAAAGGAGAUCUUCAGUCACAGGUUGGUCUUGGUCAGCUCCACCUAACAGGGGGCAAAGGAAUAGAACAAGACUAUGAGAAGGCUUUCUACUACUUAUCGAAGGCUGCUCAUGGUGGCAGUACCAAUGCCUUGGGCUUUUUAGGAAAGAUGUAUUCUGAAGGGAACGAAAUUGUGCCUCAGAAUAAUGAAACUGCUCUAAUGUACUUCAGAAUGGCAGCUGAACGGGGCAACCCUAUUGGACUGACGGGUUUAGGAUUAGCUUACCUUUAUGGAAAAGGAGUGCCAGUGGAUUAUGAAGAGGCUUUAAAAUACUUUAAGAAGGCAGCUGAGAAGGGCUGGGUAGAUGGACAGUUUCAACUCGGAGUUAUGCACUAUGCUGGCUUAGGUGUGAAGAAAGACUAUAAAAUGGCUGUCAAAUACUUUCACCAUGCCUCCCAAGCAGGUCAUGCGCUGGCCUUAUACAAUCUAGCUCAGAUGUAUGGGAGUGGAACUGGUGUGGUUAGAUCCUGUCUCACUGCUGCUGAGCUGUAUAAGAAUGUUUGUGAACGAGGCCAAUGGACUGAGAGAUUCUUAUCUGCAUAUUUUGCUUAUAAGGAGAACAACAUAGAUUCUGCCUUUCUUCAGUAUUUAUUCCUUGCUGAGCAAGGAUUUGAAAUGGCUCAAAGCAACGCAGCCUACAUUCUAGAAUAUGAGCAGUCUGCACUCCUCUCACAGAUUGAUUGCUACCAUAUGGCUCUGAUAUACUGGAACCGAGCUGCAGCUCAAGGUUAUUCCUAUGCCAGGAUUAAACUGGGUGAUUAUUAUUAUUAUGGCUAUGGAACAAAUGUAGAUUAUGAAACAGCUGCAAUUCACUAUCGUUUAGCUGCAGAACAGCAACACAGUGCACAAGCUAUGUUCAAUCUGGCGUACAUGUAUGAACAUGGCCUUGGGGCAGAGCAGGAUCUUCAUUUGGCUAAAAGAUUCUACGAUUUGGCUGCAGAAACUAGUACAGAUGCAUAUAUACCUGUCUUCUUUGCACUUUGCAAGCUUGGAGCCAUAAAUUUCAUCCAUUCUAUUCAACAUACCAACGAGCUACCGGAGUGCAAUGGAUAGCAUUCUGACUCUGAGCCAGAUUCUCCGGGUCCAAGUCCAAUGGCCAAGGAAAGUGCGAUCAUUAUGCAGCCGAGCAGAUCGAGUUUCAACUUGUGAAUUCUUCCAACACACCCAGUGGCAGGUAGGAAGAGUGGGCGAGAUUCGGCCCCCCCACCCCAACUAGUCACAUGAUGGAAAGAACGCCAGAUCCUCUACCAAUGUCAUUCACAGCUCCACAUUACAAACCAUGUGUAAAAAUGGGUCUUGCCACAGCAACUCAGUUCCUUAAUGGGGAGGCUGGUUCAAUGGAUAGCAAGAAUGCAUCACAUUGGUAAAUGACAUUGCAGGGUUUGAUCCCUGAUCUAACUGGGUAGGUUUGGGAUCUGCCUCUUUGCACGUCCUACUGAGAAUCUGAAACUUGGAUCUAGGCACAAGAUGGCUUCCCGGUGCAAGUUAGCACAACAAAAUGGCUUCUAGCCUGGGAACUGUAAAUUCUGCUAGAGCUGCAUAAAUACUGCUGUAAUGAUAAGAGAAUGCAGUACAAACCGACCUUCGGUUACAAAUGUUGUGGCGAGAUAAAAAGUAACCUACAUGUUGUGACAUAAGCCAGUUUAUGUUAUUGGUUUAAGUAACUGUCAACGAAGCAAUAUUAUGUAUUGAUUGGUAAUUGUUUGAAUACAAUAUGCGAUCACGCCAUGUACCCUGCUUUAAGAAAAGUAUAAAAAUGUUUGAGUUAAAUUGUGUGUGCAGCUCCCCCGAGGAAUAUGGAAGUGCUCAACUCCUGUGUUUCCCGGAUGAUCUGUACCCAGCCGUAUGAAGAAAAGAGUAAAGUCUUUAACACCCA